This is a messenger RNA of Amaranthus tricolor (Joseph's coat), 2511 nucleotides long. Its product is annotated as geranylgeranyl transferase type-2 subunit alpha 1. Gene Ontology annotation, cellular component: cytoplasm; Rab-protein geranylgeranyltransferase complex. Bases 96 to 2207 code for a protein of 703 amino acids. The transcript is spliced from 8 exons. Gene Ontology annotation, biological process: protein geranylgeranylation. NCBI's taxonomy places the organism in Eukaryota, Viridiplantae, Streptophyta, Magnoliopsida, Caryophyllales, Amaranthaceae. Gene Ontology annotation, molecular function: protein binding; Rab geranylgeranyltransferase activity. The record is from RefSeq and is a predicted model, not a curated record.
ACUUUAGUUUAAUAUUAGUGGACUCCGGACAAAAAUUACUUUGAUCGUUUAAGCAGCUUCCGAUCUGCCCCCUUUUCCUUGCUGCUUAUUUGAAAAUGCAUGGACGACCCCGAAAUCCCGAAAAACCGGUUGAUGAAGCAGCUUCUGCUGCAAAAGCCUCUAAAUUACGCAUCCUUCAAUCCCAAUUCCUCCAGUUUCAUCAUCUCAAGAAUUAUGACAAAGAAGCUAUAGAUGUCAGUUCAAAGCUUCUUGAGAUUAAUCCGGAAUUCUACACUGCCUGGAAUUAUCGCAAACUUGCUGUAAAUCAUUUUUUGAAUCAACCUGGAGCUGAUCCAGAGUCAAUUUUGAAUGAGGAGCUUCGCAUUGUAGAGAGUGCAUUGAGACAAAAUUUCAAGUCAUAUGGAGCAUGGCAUCAUCGCAAAUGGGUGCUUAGCAAGGGUCAGUCAUCUGUGGACCAUGAGUUACGUCUCUUAGAUAAGUUUCAGAAGGCUGAUUCAAGGAAUUUUCACGCAUGGAACUACCGCAGAUUUGUGGCGGCAUUGAAGAAUAUUCCCGAAGAGGAUGAGUUGAAGUAUACCACCAAUAUGAUUGCAGGAAAUUUCAGCAAUUAUUCUGCUUGGCAUAACCGCAGUGUACUACUGUCAAAUUUACUAAAACGAAAAGCAGAGGGUUUUUUCCCGAAAGAGAAGAUCUUAACCGAGGAGUAUGACCUUGUGCACCAAGCAAUUUUCACUGAUCCCGAUGAUCAAAGUGGCUGGUUUUAUCAUCUUUGGCUCCUUGAGCAAACUGUAAUGAGUGAUUCUCCUUGGUUGAUUUCAUCUUGGCCUCCUUCUAAUUCUCAGCUGUUCAUAUCAGCAGACAAGUCAGCCUCUGGUUGUAUGGUUUCACCAUUUGUAACCUACACUUCUGAUGGAGGAACAAUUCCGGUGAUUCUAUAUUUUAACCAAGCUGUAAGUGGUGUAAAUGCAUCUAGUGUUGCCAUCAGAUCUGCACUUGCAGAAAGUAAAGAUGUUUUAUGGAGACCAAUUUCAGGUGACAAAUAUGGGAGAGCCCAGGCUUGGGUUGGAUUACUUAAAGUUUCAGAUUUGCCGCCGGAUAAUUCCAUAAAUCAUUCAGUUGAAGUUAGUGUAGAAGACUGUUCUCAGAUCAUCUCUCAGGGUGAGAGCUGCUUAAGUCAAAAGUUCCUGUUAAAAUUUAUGGUCUGCUUUCAGCACCCUGAUUCGGGGCAUGUUGAAAGGAGGAAUGUAGAGGUCAUUUCAUGGGAGGAUUCCAAUUUUCAAAAAUUUGAAAUGAGCCCUGGGGAGUCAGAUUUGAUAUCAUCAUUCAACCCAUUGCAAACUGGCAGAAAUUGCAAGGAUCAAGAAGUUAAUGCAUCUGAGUGGAAAAUGGAAACGUUGGCUAAUGAGAUUGAGAUCUUUCGUGAUUUGUUGUCAGUCGAAGAUUGGAAAAUUGGAAAGCUUACACUUGCUAGGCUGUUGACAGCUCUAGACGCAACUGUGAACAUAAGUUCUUCAACUUCUCCUCAGAUGGUGCAUGUUCAAGAAAUUUUGGCGUUAUAUUGUGAUUUGGUAAAAAUGGAUCCUACCCACUCACAGUAUUAUAAAGAAGAACAUAGUCUGGCCUUACUACGGCAGGUUACUUGUUGCAAGGAUAAUUUGAUGAGAUAUUGUUGGCGCUAUGGGAAAUUAGGCGAGUCAAUUGACAGGAGCCUUGUUUGCUUGCGAUUGAAUAGCUUAUCACUAGCAAGAAUCGGGUCUAUGGAAAAUUUAUUGUGGGUUCGAAUGCUAGAUCUUAGUUGCAACGAACUUGGAUCACUUGAAGGAUUGGAAACCAUGCAACUUCUUUCUUUUCUGAACCUGAGUAAUAACAAGAUCAAGAGUUUUACCGCCUUGAAUCCUUUACGGCAUUUGAAGCUGCUUAAAGUGCUUAACAUUUCACAUAAUGAGAUUGGGAAGCAUUCGAUUGACAGCACGAGAUACCUGUGCUCCUCGCCUUUGACUCACACCAUAGCAGAUGACUGGAAGUUGGAUUUAUCGUUGGAGGAUGGCAGCCAACUAUCAAAAUAUUGGGAGGCUUUUAUCGUUUUUAAAGAUUUAGCCCUGAUUCAGCUUGAUAUAAUCGGAAAUGCCAUCGUUGAUGAAGAUUUUGAAUCGUUCUUAUGCAAAAUUUUGCCUACAUUGAAGUUUCUUGACAGCUACAGUUUAUAGAUGUGUUCUUUUGUUACUGAAAACUUGUGAUACUUUCCAUUGUUUUCACUAGGCAAGAAAAUCGAUAGUAUAUACUCCUUAAAUGAAAAAUUGUUCUUACACUAAUCAUUUGAUAGCACCUUUAUGUGGUACUGUUACUAGUUUCAACUGAACUUUGUGAUUUGCCUCUCUUAAAGAUGCUUAACACUUAAGAUAAUCUUCUUUCUAAAAGGCAUGCCACGAAAGUCAAGCCCCUUUGAAUAUCAAAAUAUUCCGAUGAUUCGAUCUCUCAAUUCAAAAAUUACUAUGAUUAUAGAUUGGAUUU